Molecule: messenger RNA, 4056 nt
Organism: Cottoperca gobio
Lineage: Eukaryota; Metazoa; Chordata; Actinopteri; Perciformes; Bovichtidae
Gene: naalad2
Product: N-acetylated alpha-linked acidic dipeptidase 2
Molecular function (GO): carboxypeptidase activity
Source: RefSeq, a predicted model, not a curated record
GUGCGUGGAAGCCUCUGGGACGUGUUGCUUUAAAAUGAAAAAGGAGGGCAGGUUAAUUCGGUGGAUCGGGUGGAUCGUGGUUGUGACAACUUUGUUGUUGCUGGGUUUCAUCAUAGGCUGGUUUGCAAAGCCCACACAUCCAAACACUCCAGACAACACUGCUUCUAGUAAAUAUCUAAGGGAGUUUCUGGAUGAAAUGCAGCCAGACCAGAUCAGAGAGCAUCUCAGGAAAUUUACACGACUCCCCCACCUGGCUGGUACAGAGCAAAAUCUGAUCUAUGCAGAACAGAUCAUGAAAGAGUGGCAGGAGUAUGGACUGGACUCAGUGGAGAUGGUGCCCUAUGACGUCCUGCUGUCCUAUCCCAACGUAUCACAGCCGAAUUACAUCUCGAUAGUUGACAAGCUUGGCAGUGAGGUUUUUAACACUUCCUUGGCUGAGCCAGUUCCAGAGGGUUAUGAAGAUGUUUCUAACAUUGUGCCUCCAUACAGUGCCUUCUCUCCCAAAGGACAACCUGAGGGGGAUUUGCUGUACGUGAACUAUGGUCGAACAGAAGACUUUUUCCAGUUACAGAGGGAGAUGGGCAUCAAUGUUACUGGGAACAUUGUCAUCGUCAGAUAUGGGAAAAUAUUCAGAGGCAAUAAGGUGAAAAAUGCCAUGUUAGCCGGAGCAAAGGGGAUCGUUAUGUUCUCAGACCCAGGAGAUUACUGGGCUGCUGGAGUCAAGCCCUACCCUGAUGGCUGGAACAUACCCGGUGGAGGAGCUCAGAGAGGAAACGUUCUCAACCUGAAUGGAGCAGGAGACCCACUCACACCAGGUUACCCUGCCAAAGAAUAUACGCACAGAUUAAGCCUGGAGGACGGAGUGGGUCUUCUCAAGAUUCCUGUGCAUCCAAUUGGCUUCCAUGAUGCAAUUAACCUGCUGAAGAACAUGGGAGGUCCCAUUCCACCCAACAACUGGAAAGGAGGUUUGAAUGUCUCCUACAGGAUUGGUCCAGGAUUUACGGACGAAUUCAAGAGCCAGAAGGUGCGUAUGAACAUCCACACCAACAACCAGGUAACCAGAAUCUACAACGUCAUCGGCAGGAUUAGAGGAGCUCUGGAGCCAGACAGGUAUGUGAUUCUGGGUGGGCACCGGGAUGCCUGGGUGUUUGGAGGAAUUGAUCCCAUGUCUGGUGCUGCAGUGGUUCACGAAACUGUCAGGAGCGCUGGCAGGCUGCUCAGUAAAGGCUGGAGGCCUAGGAGGACAUUAAUAUUUGCCAGCUGGGAUGCAGAAGAGUUUGGAUUGCAGGGAUCUACAGAAUGGGCAGAGGAUAACGCCAAGCUGCUGCAGGAGAGAGCUGUGGCCUACAUCAAUGCUGACUCUGCCAUUGAGGGAAUGUACACACUGAGGGUUGACUGCACUCCUUCGCUACACACUUUAGUGUACGACCUCACCAAGCAGAUAGCCAGUCCAGAGGAAGGAGAAGAGGGAGUUUCUCUGUACGACAGUUGGCAUAAGAGGGACAACUGGACGAAUGACCGUGAUGCACCCAGGAUCAGUAAACUCGGGUCAGGCAGUGAUUUUGAGGCCUAUUUUAUCCGUCUGGGAAUUGCUGCAGGAAGAUCGAGAUACACUAAGAACAAGAAAACCGAGCGGUACAGCAGUUAUCCAGUCUAUCACAGUGUGUACGAAACCUUCGAGAUAGUGGAGAAGUUUUACGACCCCUCGUUCAAGAGGCUUCGGGCAGUGGCCCAGGUGAGAGGGGGGCUCAUCUUCCAAUUGGCCGAUUCCCUGCUCCUCCCUCUCGAUGUCAACCAGUAUGCAGACGCGCUCGGGAAGUAUGCACAGAGCAUCGCACUGCUGGCACAGAGGCACCCAGAGGAGAUGACCAUGUAUAAGGUGUCUUUUGAUUCCUUGUUUUCCGCUGUGGAGAACUUCACUGUUGCAGCCAGCGACUUCCAUGAGCGCCUGCAGACUGUCAACAAAGCAGAUCCUCUGCAGGUACGUGUCAUGAAUGAUCAGCUCAUGUAUCUGGAGAGAGCCUUCAUAGACCCCCUAGGCUUACCUGGCAGACCGUUCUACAGGCAUGUGAUUUUUGCUCCCAGCAGACAUAAUAAAUACGCAGGGGAGUCUUUCCCUGGGAUCUACGAUGCAUUGUUUGACAUCGAGAACUCAGCUGAUGCAGAGAAGGCCUGGGAGGAAGUCAAGCGUCAAAUCAGCAUCGCGGCAUUCACCGUUCAUGCUGCUGCCAUGACCCUAACUCCACCUGCAUGAAGCGGGCACAAACAAUCUAAAGCUAUGUGAUUUGGCUAAUUAUUGAGAAUGAUUUUAUCACACCAGAAUGUGAAAAGAGGGAAUGUACUCCCCGCAACACACAGAGAUGGACAAUUCCUGUUUUCUGAACCAGUCCUACCAGUCCUGUUCCAGGAACUUCAAAAGCUCAGUAACACAGUGAACUCUGAGUGCCACGUCCGUGAUACAACGUCCUGACGUGUUAUGUGGCUACAUUACUAUUUUAUUGUGCUGUUCUUUUGUAAUUGGGGAGCAUAAUAAAAUCCAUCCAUCCAACAUGUGGGCAGAAAAAAACUGAUAUCCUGUGAAAUGUGAAACUGUGAAAUCUUUUACAUCCAAAUCACAAAAAAUACAACAAACUAUGAACCUGCACGAAACCUGAUUCCUGUUCAAUGAAAUACAGUGAAACAUUCAAUGUUGAAGACAGGACACAAACACAAUGCCAUCAUGAGGCAAUGAAGCGGAACAGCUGAAGAUGAUCCUGAAACACACUUACAGUGAUUACUUUAAGAAGAAAAAGCAUCUCAACAUCUCACAUUUAUUAUUUAUACAUAUAAUCCACUAUGAAGAUGUGUCAAAUCUGCUUUUUCAAAGGAGGUGAUUGAAUGCAUGUGAUGAGUGUGAGCAUGCUGUCAUGUCUGCAUGCCUCCGCGUUUUUACCGUGGUGCUGAUCGCCACCACUUAUCUGAGGUCAGAUAAGGAUUCCUUGGCGUAGAUGGAGAUGAAAACUGGACUGCCUGUCUGGUGUCAGUCAAACCUGCACAGCAUCACCUUUAUGCCAUGGGGGACAUUAUUGUUGGCUACAUUUAAUUUUCCUUCAUUUGAUUAAUCUACUGAAUUAUUUCCUGAAGGAAAAUGUGCAGAAGGUUGAGCAGGACACAACACACUUCAAAAAACGGACAUUACUGUGUGUGCAACACACAGGAAGUGAACUGUAUUAAACUUAUCUCGCAGGUGUGUAUGUGUUAACCAUAACAAUAAUGUCUGCCCUACAUUUCCUGCACUUUGAUCUAAGUUGGAGCGUUUUCAGUCUGACUGGUUAUUUUUCCUCCAGAGGUGACUUCCUGUAGUUCAGACCUGCCGCGACAGAAAGGAGUUUUCUUCAGGCUGCACACAAAUAUUUCAUGAAGCACAUUCAAUUUAAGUUGUACAAUGUAGACUCACAACCGCUGCACACCAAACACUUUGCUGAAGCUGAUUAGAUCGUGUGUGGUGUGUUUGUGUUCUCCCCCCUCAUGGAAAACAGAAACUCCCGGAUGGUGUUUACAGACUUCGCCGUCUCUCGCGGGUUCAGAGUAAGACAGAGUCCAAACUAACAGACACAUGAUGACAUUUGAACCCCGGCUGACACAGAACCAGCAUUAUAUAUUGUAGCUUCUAUUAUUCUAUCUCUGUAGAACAAAUCCAUGAGUUUACCUGUGUUUUCAGUAUAUUUACUGACAUUUAGGUCAAGUAAGUGCUGGUCACUGAAAGUAAUCAAAUGUAAAUUAGUUGUAAGCCUACAAUGAUAAUUAAGUGUCUAAGGUAGGGGUGUCAAACAUGCGGCCCGGGGGCCAAAACCGGCCCACCAUUGGGUCCAGUCCGGCACAAGUGUACAAAUUAGUUAAAUUAAGUAAAAUACUGUUCCAGAUACCUGUGACAAAAUGUUUUGUGCCUGCGUAGAUACAUUGUAAUGCACUUGUAAAUGAUAAACUGAAGCACAAUAUUGUUGAAAUUGAGCCUUUUUUUCUUUAAAUCUCAGGUUCAUCAUGUUUUGUAAAAAGAUAGUUCAUUAAAUGUGAACA